AGGAUAUCUAUAUUGAUGCGGUAAAAGAAAAGAAUAGUUAAACCAUCUUAUUGACAGGAUGGGAUAAAUUUUCAAAAUGAUUCAGACUUACCUUCCAAAAGCAUAGUAAAAGAAUGGAGAUAUUUAAAAAACACUGGAAAUAUUUGCACGACCAAUUAUAUAAGAGGAGUAAGAAGGAUUCAAGUAUUUUCAAGAUUGAUGAAUUUAGGAAAUUAAAAAUUAACAAUAUUUAAAAAAAAUUAAGGUCUUACCAGGACUCGAACCUGGGUUAAAGGAGUCAGAAUCCUUUGUGAUAACCGCUACACUACAAGACCCAAUCUGGCUUAUGAGUUUAAGUAUUAGUUAUAUAAUUAGUUGAACACAUUAUUAGUUUUCAAAUUAAAAAGAUAUCAAGAUACCCACUUACUUAUCUAACUAUUGAAAGAAUCUAUAAUUUAGAUUAUUUGAUACUUUUUAUUUCAUUGUUUGGAUUCAACAAU
This is a messenger RNA of Paramecium octaurelia, 479 nucleotides long. NCBI's taxonomy places the organism in Eukaryota, Ciliophora, Oligohymenophorea, Peniculida, Parameciidae. The record is from the annotation of a GenBank genome assembly.